Homalodisca vitripennis (glassy-winged sharpshooter) is the source of this 954-nucleotide messenger RNA. RefSeq names its product zinc finger MYM-type protein 1-like. The record is from RefSeq and is a predicted model, not a curated record. The coding region runs from base 1 to 954 and encodes 317 amino acids. Lineage: Eukaryota; Metazoa; Arthropoda; Insecta; Hemiptera; Cicadellidae. The transcript has 3 exons.
AUGUCUCAUGUAGACCAGUUGGUUCUUGCAGUCGGGUAUGUUUUAAAUGACGGUGUACCCUGUGAACGAUUUCUUACCUUCAUCCCGUCAGUUGGACAUACCGCAGAGGGUAUGUUUAAAAGUGUGAUGAGAGAACUAGGAAAUCUGGAAAUAAACAUUGAUGACUGCCGAGGCCAAUCGUACGAUAAUGCCUCAAAUAUGUCGGGGACUUACAAUGGUCUUCAGGCAAAGAUAAAGAGCAAAAGUCCUUUAGCUCUAUUCAUCCCGUGUGCGGCUCAUUCUUUAAAUCUGGUCGGAUCAUCUGCUGCUGAAUCUUGUGAAGAAGCGUGCAGAUUCUUCAUGUUGCUUCAAGAACUUUAUGUGUUUUUUACAUCUUCUACAAAACGAUGGGAGUGCCUGAUAGGUGUAAUGGAAGAUUCUUAUCAGAAUAAUAAGACUAUAAAAAGGGUGUGUCCUACACGAUGGUCGGCUAGGGAUGAUGCAUGUCAGAGCUUGCGAGAGUCUUGGGACGAAGUGUACAAGGCUUUGACAACAAUUUCAAAAGACCCCACAGGAAAGGCUACAACCAGAUGUGAGGCUCAAGGAAUCGCUCGGAAUCUAGAACGUUUUGAGACUGCAUUUAUGAUACACAGACUGACUCCUGUGUUGGCUUGUUCGGAUAGGAUGCUGAGAGUUCUAGAUCACUCCACUCUACUGCACAGUCUGUCACUGACAGGGGUGCCAACUGUUCUGCAUCUAUCCAAUAACGAUGGUGGGGCCAUUGGUGAUCAGCUUCUUUAUAGCACUGAUGAUGGAACUACUGGAUUAGUUCAAAUUACUAAGGAUAUUUUAGAAAUGGUGGAUGGAGCCAAGCAGGCGUGGCAGUGCCUUUAUUGCUAUGCCAUUACAGGAGAUGGUAUGGCAGACCUGCUGUGGAACGUUCAGAUUGCACUCUUUGCUAAAUCAAAAAUUUGA